AUGAGGAUAGCCUGUCUUCAGUUCUCCCCCCAAGUGGGCGAGGUUGAAAAGAACAUGUCCAAAGCCGACGCAGUCCUCGCUGCCUCGGCAUCAGAACAACUCGAUCAGGGACUCGACUUAUUAGUCCUCCCCGAGAUGUCCUUUUCCGGCUACAACUUCCGCUCCCGAUCCCAGAUAGCCCCCUACCUCGAGUCCCCAUCCACCGGACCAACCUCCUCCUGGGCCAAGCAAAAAGCCCAAUCCUUCCGCUGCACAGUAGCAGUCGGCUACCCAGAACUCCAAUCCCACACCAACGGGGAGUACUACAACUCCCUCCUGGUGGUCAACCCUUCCGGCAACCAAGUGGCAAACUACCGCAAAUCCUUCCUCUACUACACCGACGCAACCUGGGCCAGAGAGGGCCCCGGCUUUUACUCUGACUCCCCAGAGAGUACAGUCUUUCCCGGGAAAACGACCGCGAUGGGGAUCUGCAUGGACAUCAACCCGUACAAUUUCACCAACCCCUGGAAUCUUUACGAGUUUGCAAGGCAUUGCUUGACGGUAAAGGCGAAUUUGGUCAUGAUUAGCAUGGCCUGGCUGACGCUGGAGAUGAGGGAGCGGUUCCUUACGGGAAGGGAAGAUGAGCCCGACCUGGAGACGAUAGCAUAUUGGGUUGGGAGGUUGGAGCCGCUGAUCAGGGGCCAGGGCGGGCACGGUGAGGAGGAGGAGAUUAUCAUUGUUUUUGCCAACCGGUGCGGGUGGGAAGACGAGGCGGUUUACGCGGGCAGCUCGGCUGUUAUGGGGGUGAAGGGCGGGGAGGUGAGCGUGUAUGGGGUGCUAGGGAGAGGAGUGGAGGAGUUGUUGGUGGUUGAUACGGAUGGGGAGCCGCGGGGGAGGCUGGUGACGAAGAAGAGGGAUGAGAACGAGGAAGAAGAAGAAGAAGAAGAAGAAGAAGAAGAAGAAGAAGAAGAAAAACAGCAAGAAAAUCCUAACAACAAUGAAAAAUCACCAAACGGCCCCUCUCAACCGCAGAGUAACUCGAGCAACAGCAACAAAAACAACAACAACAACAACAACAACAACAGCCCAUCACAACCCCCCUCAUCCACCCACAACCAAAACCACACCCAAAUCCACCAAAAGCCAAAACUAACCCUCCUCACCGACCCUCACACCAUCCCCCCCUUCCGCUCGGCCCCCCAAAGUAACAUGUUAACAACCCCCCAAACCCUCUACCGCUCACCAACCACCCCCUCACCCCUCUGGUCAAUAUCGCCUUAUACCUCGAACCCCUUCAGCGAUAAAAACGCCACCUCAUCAGACCUCACCUCUUUUCCCGUGUCAUUCUCCUCCUCCUUUUGCUUCUCGCCCCUCUCCCCACACUCCAUCCCCUCCCUAGACGACGCGGACGAAUUCUUCGAAGCCUGGCUCGUGUCCCCCGUCUCCCCCAAGAGACAGGAAAAGCCAAGGCUGGGGUAUUGGGAAGAGGAGAGACUCCAGAGCUGGAAAUGGCCCAACGGCAAUAGGGCUAGAUUUGCGGGGGAUGUUGACGACGGUGAGGAGGAUGAGGAGGAGGAUGACGAUGAGGAUGUUUCGCCUAAAACAUCAAAAAGAGAGGAGAUGAUAAGGAUUAUGGUGAGUCCGAGCUGUUGGGCCGAUUUGCAGAUGCCGCACCGGUGUAUUUCUGGGCUGGUGGGGGGUACAAAGAGGGUUGAGGUAAAACAAAUAACUAGAAUAGCUCCGAAUCUUUGA
Podospora pseudocomata is the source of this 1731-nucleotide messenger RNA. RefSeq lists its product as uncharacterized. The record is from RefSeq and is a predicted model, not a curated record. NCBI's taxonomy places the organism in Eukaryota, Fungi, Ascomycota, Sordariomycetes, Sordariales, Podosporaceae. The transcript has 3 exons. Gene Ontology annotation, cellular component: extracellular region. Gene Ontology annotation, biological process: protein modification process; ossification; cell adhesion. The coding region runs from base 1 to 1731 and encodes 576 amino acids. Gene Ontology annotation, molecular function: protein-N-terminal asparagine amidohydrolase activity; protein-N-terminal glutamine amidohydrolase activity.